AUGUCCAAGACCGGUAUGGAAUUACAGAAGCUUUUUCUCGACUUGCUAACGUGGACGCAACAAUGUUCACAUCCAAUCGAUGUCCGUCAAAUAUCAGAAAUGAUGGAUAAAUGUGUUGAAAACGGUCUGCGUCGACUGAAAGAUAAAUUCAUUUAUAAAAAGACCAUGUUACAGCACAAUUAUGAUGACCAGCAAGCCAUUACAAAAUUUUAUUCGUUAAAUCCUAGUAAAGAGCAAAUUCAUCUAGCGAAAAAAAUAUGCCACUCGGCAGCUGCUGAGUUCAAAGUGAAAGAACGGCAAGAGAUCCUAUGA
Adineta ricciae is the source of this 312-nucleotide messenger RNA. The record is from the annotation of a GenBank genome assembly. NCBI's taxonomy places the organism in Eukaryota, Metazoa, Rotifera, Eurotatoria, Adinetida, Adinetidae.